Molecule: messenger RNA, 634 nt
Organism: Agrilus planipennis (emerald ash borer)
Lineage: Eukaryota; Metazoa; Arthropoda; Insecta; Coleoptera; Buprestidae
Exons: 2
Coding region: 26-634 (202 amino acids)
Biological process (GO): developmental process; regulation of transcription by RNA polymerase II
Molecular function (GO): DNA-binding transcription factor activity, RNA polymerase II-specific; protein dimerization activity; RNA polymerase II transcription regulatory region sequence-specific DNA binding
Source: RefSeq, a predicted model, not a curated record
UUGGAAGUUAAAAAAAUGUUCUAAAAUGACUUCUGCUUUCGGAAACUCGAUAUCUUUCACAACCCCUUGCGUUUAUCCAAAAAUGUGUGGACAGAAGAACGAUUGGACGUCCAACAUCCGGUCUGACCACGAUCCUUGGGGAUAUUUGGGAUGCCAGCAGGAUUAUUCCUCUCUGUGUGUAGUCAAUAACGAAGAAAUGAAGAGCUACGUGCGUCCCCUGAGAAACUAUAACGAAGGAUUGACGUUGCAGAUGCGGAAAUUUGAUGAACAUGUGACGACUGUGAAUGUGAAUACGGAGGGAUCAGUAAAUGGAUUGAAAAAUAUGAAUGAGGACUUUUAUGAUGAAGGGAAUAAAGAAAAAGGGAAGAAUAACAACGCCUACAAGCACAUUCCACAUAAGAACAAACCACCACAAGUGGUCGCAAAACGCAAUGCGAGAGAAAGAAGAAGAGUUCAAGCGGUAAACAAGGCGUUUCUUAAAUUAAGACAGGCAGUUCCUAUAGAAAAUAAAAGGGGAAAACGUAUUAGUAAAGUAAAAACUCUUCACUACGCCAUAGAAUAUAUUCAAAUUUUGCAGAAAAUUUUAGAAGCCGAUGACAAUAGAAGAUGUAUUAUAACGGUAAGACUAAAUUAA